This is a messenger RNA of Penicillium riverlandense, 672 nucleotides long. Its product is annotated as DUF3245 domain-containing protein. The record is from RefSeq and is a predicted model, not a curated record. The transcript has 2 exons. NCBI's taxonomy places the organism in Eukaryota, Fungi, Ascomycota, Eurotiomycetes, Eurotiales, Aspergillaceae. The coding region runs from base 1 to 672 and encodes 223 amino acids.
AUGUCAAUCUCCAAACCAGAGUCAGACGUGAUUCUCAAUCGUGCCAACGUCGCCCUCGCACGCAGCCAACGUCUCGUUGCAUCAUGGCUCCCCGCACAAACAGAUGAGGAGCUCACCCACGUCAAGUCCGAGGAGGAACUACAAAAAGAAGAGGAUGAGAUCUUUACUGCAGUGCCUGAGACGCUAGGAGUCGGAGCCCCUCUCCCCGAAAAAGCUGCCGAUGGAAGCUGGAACCGCACCGAGCUCGGCUCCAACGAUAAGCUGCGCAAGCAAUUGCUGGGCAAGAAUUAUGACAAGAUUAUGAAGGCGGCUGCGGCGAAUCAACCGCUACCUUCAAGGACUAGUCCUAUGGUUGCGAGGAAUAAUACGACAUCUUCUGCGGGACAGGUCCAAGGUACCGGGAAUACAGAAGAGGAAAAUGACGAGGACGAAGAGGAAGGGCGUACAGCACUGGUGGGCAAGAAGAAAACCAAUAAAAGGAGAGGAAAGGACGAUACGAGCCAAGACUUGGCACAGGAUCCCGCUGCGGGGGAUGCUGAGAAUAAGGCAACGCCUGCUGCUGCGGUCCCGCCGCCUUCUUCUCGUGCUGCAUCCUCCAAGGGCAAAAAGAAGGCUACGAGUUAUUUGGAUGAGAUCUUGGCUGAGAGGGCCAAGAAGAGGAAGAAGAGGUGA